Bursaphelenchus okinawaensis is the source of this 1231-nucleotide messenger RNA. The record is from the annotation of a GenBank genome assembly. Lineage: Eukaryota; Metazoa; Nematoda; Chromadorea; Rhabditida; Aphelenchoididae.
AUGGCCAGUAGUAAGAGUACCAAAACCGCGGUGCAAAGCCCAGGAAGCAAGGCCGAAGGCGAGGAAGUGAAGCAGGACAAACCUAAAGCCGGCGCAAAGCCUGAAGAUGAUGUGAGUUUUAUGAGCAUUUUAAGCACGCUUUACUGUUUACGUUUUGUUUAAAUGUAUUAAUUUUUUAGGGCAUUUCUUCAGUAAAAAUGACAUUUUUUAAAAUUUUUAAAAUGAGGACUUUCAACAUUUUUAGAAUCUUGAGGGAAUAAAUCUAAAUUUUCUGUAGUUGGCAAUAUGCUCAAUGUCCUUACCUUCCUUAUGAUAUUUGAAUUCUAACCCAAAACCCAUAAGAUUGUUUGCCAAAGCCGCCUCGUUCAUAACAUAACAGGUGAAUAGAUUACACCUUUUUUUGUUCUCGCAAACAAGAUUUUAUAUUGAUAAAUGUUGCCAAUAUUUUUUAGAUCUUUGUGUGGUAUUAUUAUAUAUUUAUUAACAUUUAAGUUUUACAGUUUUAAAAAUUGUUUUUUUUUUUAUUUCUUUUUCAUAUUUAAUUUUUGCAUCGUGCAAUGAAAUUAAUUGCGUCAAUUUUUGAAAAUUUAAAUUAACUUUCGAAUGACUGUCAAAAAUAUGAAAUUUAGGUAAAGUGUAUAUUGAAAAGUUCAUUAAAUAAUGGCGCAAAAAGAAUUUUAAAAAAUUUUUAUAUUUUGUUAAGUUAUGGCUGGUUUAAAUUUUUUGCACUGUGCAAAAAAAAACCUAAUUGCAUCCUGCGGUCUCUUAUCAUUUUUUAUUUCAAAGUUGAUAUAAAGAAAUACACUUUUUCAACUUUUUUUAUAGUAAUUUAGGAUUUUUUGAUUUUUCAAAUUUAAUUUUUAGUAAAAUUAAAAAUUUUCAUUUUCAGCGCCUAGCCCGUGAUCCACGAACAGCCACAGCGGCCGAAAACGUGACCGACAUUCAUACAGCCUUUGUGAACGGAAUCCACACAUUAUGGCAAGCUCUUCGCAUUUUUUACAAGUUUCUCUGCCUUCUGUACCAAUACCCCAACGCGUCCCACAUUGCCAUUCAAGCCGCGUACAAAAGUCUCAAACUACUGUAUCAAACUGGCCUCUGGGAUCCGCUUCAUCGCGAAAAAGCUGAAGCCGCGGCCGAAGGCAAGGUUGUGGCCAAAUCUCCGAAUGGAUCGCUUCGUGCUGCUACGCCAGAAACGGUGAGGAAAAGCAAGAAACUCAACGAGGUCAAGUAA